GUUUCAGGUGAAAAAGAAGCAAUUUUUCCGUAACUUCAUUACCAUCAUGCUUUUUGGUGCCAUUGGUACACUAAUUUCAUGCGCUGUUAUAUCAUUCGGUGCCAUACAGUUCUUUAGGAAAAUGGAUAUUGGCUCCCUGGAUAUAGGGGAUUUUCUAGCAAUCGGUGCAAUAUUUGCUGCAACAGAUUCUGUUUGCACAUUGCAGGUGCUUAAUCAAGAUGAGACGCCCUUGCUUUACAGUCUGGUAUUUGGGGAAGGUGUUGUGAAUGAUGCUACAUCAGUGGUACUUUUCAAUGCAAUCCAGAGCUUUGACCUCACAAGUGUGGAUCCCAGUAUUGCCCUGCAUUUUAUAGGCAAUUUUCUGUAUUUAUUCCUUACAAGCACUAUGCUAGGAGUGUUAGCUGGAUUGGUUAGUGCUUACAUUAUCAAAACACUGUACUUCGGCAGGCACUCUACAGAUCGUGAGGUAGCUAUAAUGAUACUCAUGGCAUACCUUUCAUACAUGCUGGCCGAACUGUUCUAUUUGAGUGGCAUUCUCACCGUGUUUUUCUGUGGGAUUGUUAUGUCACAUUACACCUGGCACAAUGUGACCGAAAGUUCAAGAAUUACUACCAAGCAUACUUUUGCAACUUUGUCAUUUGUUGCAGAGAUUUUUAUCUUCCUUUAUGUUGGUAUGGAUGCCUUGGAUAUUGAGAAAUGGCGAUUUGUAAGUGAUAGUCCUGGAACAUCAAUUGCAGUUAGUUCAAUACUACUGGGCCUAAUUUUGAUUGGGAGGGCAGCUUUUGUGUUUCCCCUCUCUUUCUUAUCAAACUUAGCCAAAAAAUCUCCCAAUGAGAAAAUAGACUUGAGACAGCAGGUGAUAAUAUGGUGGGCUGGUCUAAUGAGAGGUGCUGUGUCUAUUGCCCUUGCUUAUAACAAGUUCACUAGUUCUGGACAUACUCAUUUGCGGGGUAAUGCAAUAAUGAUCACCAGCACCAUUACUGUUGUUCUUUUCAGCACAAUGGUUUUUGGUUUAAUGACACAACCGCUUAUAAGGUUUUUGCUGCCACCAACAAACCAGUCCACGAGUGCUGUGUCAUCUGAUCCGAAUACACCCAAGUCGGUUACUGUACCACUUCUUGGGCAUCAACAGGAUUCUGAAGUCGAUGAUAUAACUGGACAUGAUGUCCCUCGCCCAAGCAGCCUGCGCAUGCUUUUGACUACCCCGACUCACACUGUCCACCGCUACUGGCGUAAAUUUGACGACACCUUCAUGCGCCCAGUGUUUGGUGGACGGGGUUUCGUACCCUUUGUUCCUGGUUCACCAACUGAACGUAGUCCCCAUUGAUGGAAUGGGAAGAGAAGUGAAGGCAAGCUGUGCUGGAGUACUUACAUAUGAAAUCGAGUUUAUUUCAUUGAACCUGUUAGUACAGAAGGUAUGGCUGAUGAGCGCUGUAUCAGUUGUGUAUAUCAUACUAGUCGAUUACACCGACGUCAUACGUUUCAAACGCUAGACUAACUGGUGGUAGUUUCACCAAAGUUUUCCCGUCCUCGUAAGAUUAAACUGGAAAAAUCUUUCUUUGUAUUUGCUUGCCGUUGUGUUGGUGAGAGAUGCCAUCUUUGGGCCUGUGGACCAAAGUUUGUUUUCUUGCAAUGAAAAAUGGAUAUUGUGACAGGCAUAUUGAUUCAGUCAUGUUCAAAUGUAUCACGUGUUCUAAAACUGGAG
Messenger RNA from Ilex paraguariensis (yerba mate), 1705 nucleotides. The record is from the annotation of a GenBank genome assembly. Lineage: Eukaryota; Viridiplantae; Streptophyta; Magnoliopsida; Aquifoliales; Aquifoliaceae.